GAUGUAAAUUCCAUCAUGGAAUCAAUGUAGAAUUUGUUGAUUGUCGCGAAGGCGACUUUUAUUACUGAAUACUCGAUUCCUGUGUACUGUUACUUUGGCUCCGGUCGUACCGAGAUUGUAUGGGUUCAGUGUGAUAAGCAAUCAUGGCGACUGAAUUCAUGUAUUCCAACAUGCACAACCCGUCAAUGGGGAGUCCAUAUAGUAACUCAAGUUACGGGGGGUACACCAAUGGGUACGCACCAAAACAAAAUGGGAAAAGCUUUGCCUUCAGGAAAAGAUUUGAGAAAGUGGACUGGCGAAAGAUUGCUUCCGUGGAUAUUAACCAGAUAGCUCAGACUCUGGACUUCAAUGCUCUACAGGAAAACAUCAUGAAUAUUACAUUUUGUAAUAUUGAAGCAGAACUGGAUUUACGUAUGGUGGAUCCAAAUUUUGUCAAGUUGUUUAAGCUAGGACAACUGUCCAUUGAAUAUUUACUGCACUCUCAAGAGUACUUGACUGGUGUGAUAACUUCCCUCGAGGAGAAAAUGAAGAAAUCUCAGGAGGAGCAAGGUGAGAUGAAACAAUCUGAAGAAAAGCUGAAACAGCAAUUAACGGACGUGAAGAAAGAGAGUCAUAAACGAAAGAAGUUACUGAUGGCCCAGCAACAGCUGAUUCAUGCCGGUUCUGGUAGUUAUAACAAGUGUCCGUUCUGCUCCAAGGCUUUCCUAAACAGUUCCUUCCUUCAAUCUCACAUGAAUCGUCGACAUGGCGACCAGUCUAUCCGUCCAGCGUCCAUUGCGCCUCCAACUCACCAGGAGCCAGCGAAACCGUCCGAAUUCCAACGCCAGAUGGAAGAACUCAGAGAGAGGCUACAAGCCACAGAGUCUCAACUACAAAAUGAAAAAAUCAAACGCAAACAGGAAAAAGAAAGAAAAAUGAAACUACAGCAAGUAGAAGGUAUCAAUGAUUCUGAGAAAGAAAUGUACCAAAGGGAAAUACAUGCAUCUAAUAAGAAAAUAAGUGACCUUGAAAGAGCUUUUAGCGAUAAGAUGUCAAAAAGAUCAGGCCUCGGAGAACUAGAGGACGAUGUUGAAGUUGAAAAAGAACUACUGCAGCAACAACGAGAGGAAGUUGCAAUGCUGAAGGAAGAGCUUGGUGUGAGGGUGAAAUCUGUCGAAUCCGAUGUAGAAAACAGGUUUGCAAAGCAGGAGAAGAAAUGGCAGAAAAAGGUCCAAAAUCUGACACGCCAACACGCAGAUGAUAUAGGCAAGCUAAACGUCGUCUUGGAAAAAGCUGGGCGUGCAAUGGCUGCCAAUAAGGAAAACCAACAGCAACAAAGAGAAGUUCAAUCUGUCCUCAAGCGAUCCAAGGAACAGGAGGAUCUGUUGAGAAGUCAGGGAUACGAGGAUGAGGUGGAAAAGAUGUACAGGGAAGAGCAGGCAAUAGCCCAGAGUGAGGUGACUCCUCUACGCCUUGGAAAUUCUAGUCAAGGAAGGAGUAUGAUGAUGCCAAGUGACGAUGAUGACGACGAAACCACAGAAAUGGCCACAGCUUCACAUAGCUUGACCCAGUCCCUACACAGUACCUACAGGAGUGGGGAGCUCACAUUGAGAACUACCCAGUUCCUGGAGGAACUGCGUAAGAACCCGACGCUGAAGGUGAUGCGCGAUGAACUGGCCUCUCUGUUACAGGACCACCUCCAGAAGAUUGGUAUUCCUCCUGAGAUGAGAGGCAUUCCAAAUGAUGUUCUUCUGAGUAAAAUGGGCCUUUUGAAAACCCGACGACAGGCUACAGUACAGAAAUAUCCAAUCUUUCCCGAGUUUCGACGACAGUGUAAUGCCUAUGCAGAACAGCAGGCAAAAGAAAGGCUGAAGGAAAUGAAGCGUUCUCCUGUCACAUCUCCAGCUGGAUCAAGGACCACAAGCCCCCAGAGACAACAAGGCCUCAGCCCACCUAGCCAGUCUGGAGGUCCCCGCAGGACACCACAAUCACCUGGAAAAGGCAACCCUUCUCGACCCGGUCAACCCCCUGUCCCCAAACCCCAACCGAGGGUACCGAGCCCACAGCGCACCAUGCAGUCAACUGGAACAACUAGUGGGGGACGCACUGGAUCCAGUGUAGACUGGACCAGCACACAAUGGGAUUCAGACGAUGACGAUGAGGAAAGUGAAGACGAGCCAGCCUUUCAACAUGUACGACAAAUUCAAUCAGGUCCUCGUCAAAUCUCUCCAACGCCAAAACCCAGGAUGUCACCCCACCGAACAGCGCCAGUGGGUCGCACUGCUGGCCCGCAGGUUAAAACUGUAAUUUCCAAACCUUUACAUGAUGAGGAGGAUGACUGGGAUGAUGAUGAAAGUGAAAUGGACCAGGGAGGAUUUGGUAAGCCAGCCAUUCAGAGGUCUAGCAGUGUGCCUUCCAGAGGACUAUCCAAUGUACAACCCAAGGGUCAAAAGGUCGCAGAGCUGUCCCGCUCUAUUGAAUUCCAGUUAGCUGGGAGGAAAGCAGCAAAACCUGCAGGAGGAGUUGAUAUGAUGGCUCGAGGAAAGAACGCAGAGGAGGAAUCUGACAGUAACUGGGAUGUGUCCUCAGUUGAAGAGGACAUUUCACCUACUAGAUCUGCUCCCAAGAAAGCUCCUACGCCAGUAAGAGGAAGCCAUGCCUCGGACACUACCAACACUUACGGAACCAGUGUUUGGGGAUCCUCAUCUAAAGGUGCCAGUACUGUGCCUGCAGGGUCUGCUGCAGGCAGGGGAUCGUUCGUCAGUGUGACGGAUGUGAGUUCGGACGACGAGCUAGACCUGGACAACAUAUAGACUUGAGAUCACCUUACUUGCCAUUUCAAUUUCCUCAUGCAUAUCCACAACUAGCACCUCUCCAUGGCCAGCAGAGCCAUACCGAUUCAAGUCUGUGAAAUAAUCAUGUUCUGUGUCUUCCUGAUGCGUGAGUCUAGACACCAAAUAGCAAGGGAUGGACAAACCCCCUGCACUGAGAAACUACAAUUUUUGGUACGGGGACGAACACCCUUCCUACACAGAGAAACUAGAACAUAUUGGUACCUCAAGUUCAGCAGGAGAACUUACAUUAAGACAGUUAUACACUUUGCCUUCAUUUUUAACCCUUUCAGCCCUAGGUAACAUUAGUAGACUCUACCAUACAUUUAUCUGGAUGAGUCCAUUAUGGUCUACAGUGGUGAAAAGGUUCAAUGUCUGUGAGAUUAGUUUGUGCUAAAGAAUACCGUCCAGUAUACCUUGUUUGACGAGAGAAUUGCCACCUGAUUAUGGCUCGUUAACUUAUAAUAGCUGCUUUUGAGACUAAGCAGGUAUUUCUUCAUUACUUAAACACUUUUGGGUAUCCCACAUAAAGAUGAGCUCUAGAUACAUCAGAGUGUAUAUGUUUACAUUCAUUUUGAUAUAUUUUAAGCAAAUGGCCAAAAGUACAUAAUUAUAAGUAGCACUUCAGUUUUUGUGAAAAAACAUAUAACAGCUCUAUGCUCUAGAACUGUAUUGUCUGUAAUUUAUAUUGGCAGCAAUGACAGUUAAGUCUAUCGUUUAACUCUUUUAUGGCGUCAGGCAUGAGUUACAAUUGCCUUUAUUUAUUUUUGCUGUAAAUUUUGUAAGCAAGGCCAUUCACUUGCAAUUACAGCAGAAAUAUUGUAAUGACCUUUUCAACAUGUUUUUCCUGUGCUGUCGUCAUUACAAAUACAAUUGUAAAUAUAUCACACUAUAUUUAGAUAGCAGCUCUAGAAAGCACAAGAUAUUAUGUAAAAUGUGUUAGACAUUUCAAACAUAUCAGUGAAUGUAAUAUUAUGCAUGUAAAUUAUUCAUGUUGUGUCACAAAAAUAUGCCCCAAUGAAAUUUCAAUUAUGUUAAAAAAAAAAGAAUUCACUAUGUUUUUUUGUUGAAUAUAACUUUAUACACAUAAAGUUUUCAAAAGCAUGCCUUUAUUUCAUAAACUUAAUAAACUUAAUUUAUUCAAUCUAUUUAUAUCACAUAAAGUGCAUUGGCCAAGAUAGUGCUUUUGACAUUUGCCAAUUUAAAUGUAAAGAAUGUGAUAUAGUUACCACCGGUAUAUUUUACAAUAAGCCUUAGUUCACAAUUAACUGAAUUUGAUAGAUUGUAAUAAUACAUUUUCAGAUGUUUUCAAAAUUAUGGUCAUUUAGUGAUCAUUUGAUGAUAUAAUUUGCAUGGUGAAGAAAUUUAGAUGAAAGUAGUUUGUGCAUUACAAUAAAAACAAACUAACAAACAUAUCUUUUGAUGCUGUGAACGUUUUACAAGGUUUUACAAGGUUUAAUGAUGAUACAUGGUUUUGGAUGUUGUAUGCAUUUUUGAAAUAGUUCCUUCCAAUUUUGUGAAUUUUCACAUUCAGACAUAACCUUAUACAUAACAACAGAUUUUCAGAAGAUACAUUCAGUUUAAAUAUAUCUACAUUAUUUUAACGUACUCGACUGUUAUCACUCCGUCCUGUGGUUUAACGUACCAGUACAUAUCAGUCGGCGUGAUUACUUACUACAAUAACAACAGGAAUGAUCAGUUAAGGUCUCCGUGUAUACAACUUAGCAUUAGGGCUGCAACGAUACCCAUAUCUAACGAGACAAUACAUAUCACAGUACGAUGCUUACAAUACGAUAGGUAUUGCGAUACAAAUAUCGGCUUAAUUAAAAGGUCAACUUCAUAAUGAUUGAGUGCAGGAUAUUAUCGAGCUUUGACAACGACUCCAAUAUUGAAUACUAUCUAUGUAAUUUGUUAACAUUCUAGUAGUUUUGGGUAUGACUGCACUGUUGACCGCAUCUUUACUGAAGGAUCAAAAAAUAAGAAUCAACUUUUUUAGUGUUUGAUCAAAUCUGAUUGGAAUUGAAAUACUGUGAGUGUAUCGCAUUACAGGCAAACAAACAACUUGAUACGAUACACAAAAAAGUAUCGCAAUAUGAUAUGAUACAAUAUAUAUCAUUGCAGCCCUACUUAACAUGGAUUUUGUGAUAAUAAGAAUGAUAUUUUUAAAAUGAAUAAGCUAGAUUUGUACAUAAUCUACUUUUCAUGUAAGCAGAUAUUUUGUUAUCUUUAAAUAUAUGUGAUGUUUUUUUCAGCACAAAUGUUGUGAAAUUCGGAUUUAAUUUUUUUCGUGCCGGAAGUUUUUUAAGUGUUGUAAAGUUAAAUUAAAAAAAGAUGCUCCGAAACUUUUAAAUGUUGUGACUUAUUGCAGAAUUUAUUUUGUUAGUGCCUCUUGUGAAUGCUCUGAUAUUAGUUGAUUCCCUCCAUAUAUACAGUGUAUAGUGUUAGUUUGUCAGCUGUGAAAAAGUGUUGCAUGAAAUUCAAUACUGUACGUCAUUUUUGGUCAGUUCUACAGAUUUCAGAUCUAAUGGCAUUGCUUAUUGUUAGAUUGAAUUCCUACUAAUUUUGCGACUUUGUAUUUUUGCAGGAAACAUGCAGUUCAGAAACAAGCAUACAUGAUAUUUAUUUCAUUUGAACUAUAUGCUUAAUUUGAAUAAUAGAUGAAUAUUAUUUUCUGUAAGGUUAAAUAAAAUAUUCUAAAAAUAGUAAAUAUAAGAAUGAAAAUGAUUUCAAUUGGAGUUUAUAAACUGUCAUUAUAGGUAUACCGAAUGAAAAUGACAAAUUCAAUGAAGUAUGCUGAAUGAAACCAUUUUGACCUGAACGAAAAAUCUUAUCACAAUGUACAUACUUUGCAAAUGCAGAAACUGUUGCAGAUUUUCAGCUGAUACUGCUCAGAAUGUAAAGUUUUCCCCCCUGAUAAUACUGCGUAACCUCAGUAAAUAACCUGGGGUUUGAAACUACAAUAUAUACAUUUACAAAUGUUUAUUAUUCAGAAUCUAUGCAAGCGAAAACAAAGGUAAUCUUGAAACUAUGACAGACUAAUCGUCAGCAAGUUAUUGAUAAGAAUGUGUUAAAGAAUUGUUACUCUAUAUAACUUUUGAAAUAAUUUUUACUCCGUUAAGUAUGUGAACCAGUAUGCAACGUACAAUGUACAGCUUGUAUAUGUAUAAAAUACCUUUAUAUGCUACUUGACAGAAUCUCGAAACUUUUGUUGCCUUCACCUACUCGCCAUUUGUCCGUCCAAACAUCAAUGAGUUAGGUUUUUAUUCUUUUUAUGUUUUAAGAUGUCUGAUAUUUCAUUGUAAUUGUGAUACAUAUUUGCCUUUUAACCGUUGUCUGAUGUACCUUAUUUGUAUUUCAUUACUUGUACAUAAAUUGUUCACUGUUAAUAUCUGAACUGCUAUUGUUAUACAUUUUCUACAUAUCAUGUUUUAAUUUUUGAAAAUAUGAUUCUAAAGGUUAAUGUUGGUUACUCAGUUCCGUGUUUUAUCCAACUUUGCAGAUUUUAAUUCUGUUGGUGAUUUCUGUGCCUUGUUUAACUUUAUGGUUGUUAGAUUAAUACUGAGAUUGUUUUAGCCAGUAUCAUUCUGUAACACAACAACGUCACACUGUUGUUUAACAUCAUCUGAUAACAUAUUCUGACAAUCUGGUUGGAAUCCUCAAUACUCCAGGGGUUAUGCUUAUUUACGUUCUCUGCAGCCCUGGAAUAUGUCAUGACAAAAUUGAAGGCUCAGUGAGUGUGCGCUAUGUUGUGAAUGAGACAAGACAAGUUUGAUCCUUCGAUGUACAUCAGAAGAAUCUUGUGGUGGCGUAACGAUAAAAAUUGACUGACUUUGAAGUCGGGUGUCGCUCUGUCAUCUUCAAAGGACAGGUAUCAGCCUAGCGAUUGGUCAGGGUUUUUUUGUUACCCGAGAUCAAUCAAAAAGAUCUAUUUGUGCCUUCAGAUUUGCUAUGACAUAUUCAAGGGGUGCUGAGAGCGAAAGUGAGUGUAACCCCAGGAAUAUCAGGAAUAUAUGCUUGGCUGGUGAAGCAAGAAGUCAGGAGCAUUCUGUAAGGCUGUGUCAGAAAUUGAAUAAUUAUUUUACACCAAACAACCCACAUAUAGUCAACCUCUAGUAUAAUGGUAAUGUCUAAAAAUCUCUUAGAGGAAACUUACAACUCUGAUUUUGAAUGAAAAACACUUUUCCUGUGUAAAAAUGUUUUGCUAAUGAGAAGCAAGAUCAUGCUCUCCUGCAUACCUAACUUAAAUUUUUAAACC
Messenger RNA from Mizuhopecten yessoensis (Yesso scallop), 7065 nucleotides. RefSeq names its product zinc finger protein Dzip1-like. The record is from RefSeq and is a predicted model, not a curated record. Bases 144 to 2792 code for a protein of 882 amino acids. Gene Ontology annotation, cellular component: cytoplasm; ciliary basal body. Lineage: Eukaryota; Metazoa; Mollusca; Bivalvia; Pectinida; Pectinidae. Gene Ontology annotation, biological process: cilium assembly. The transcript is spliced from 23 exons.